Molecule: messenger RNA, 1026 nt
Organism: Diplodia corticola
Lineage: Eukaryota; Fungi; Ascomycota; Dothideomycetes; Botryosphaeriales; Botryosphaeriaceae
Exons: 3
Coding region: 1-1026 (341 amino acids)
Cellular component (GO): Golgi apparatus
Source: RefSeq, a predicted model, not a curated record
AUGUACAAGCCGCGGUCGCUGUGGGAGAGCGGGUUCCUGGGGAUCGUCGCCGCCCAGGCCGCCGUCAUCACCAUCCUGGAGGUCUUCAUGCUCGUGCAGUACCAGCGCUGGGUCAACCCCAGCGCCUACGAGACCGUCCGCUCCUACACCAUCCCGCUCAACGUCGGCCUGUUCGUCUUCGGCUGCUGGUGGCAGCUGCUCCUCACCACCGACGCCCUGCGCCUGCGCAACAACAUCCAGCUGUUCGCCCUGUGCCUCGCCAACGCCUGCCUGUUCGGCGUCAACAUCAUGCGCUACUACCAGACCGAGGAGACCAACGACCUGCUCAAGACCGCCACCGACGACGACGGCGACAGCCUCGUCAAGACCGCCGUCAGCUACUGGCCCGUCGUCAAGCCCGCCCUCAAGACCUCCAUCGGCUGGGUCGGCGUCUCCACCCUCGGCAUGUCCGGCCUGGCCUACAAGCUGCACAACGACUUCGCCUGGGAGAUUUACAAGCACGUCAGCGCCGACGUUGCCCUGCGCAAGCGCUACCUCGCCUACCAAGUCUUCCUCGUCCUCAUGAAGCUCGGCGUCUACUUCUUCAUCGCCUUCCUCGUGCUCUACGGCGUCAUCAACGUGCACUACCAGAUGCCCGAGUUCGCCAUCGUCAUGGCCCUCAUCCCCGCCGCCCUGCUCCAAAUCUCCCUCGCCGUGUGGUGCACCCGCUCCGAGAUCCGCACCGGCAUGGCCGUCGUCAUCCUCCUCUUCAUCGCCGCGGUCGGCUACCUCAUGUCGCGCGUCGCCGCCAUGGGAGGCAACGGCGCCCGCGCCGACACCCUUCUGAAAGACGAAAUGAUGCUGUUCGCCAUCGUCGCCUGGCUGUUCGUGCUCGCCACCCUCGUCACUGCCAUACAGUGCAUGGUCAAUUUCAACCACGGGCUGAAGCCCAUUUUCAAGCGCCAGGAGGGCGCCCAGAAGCUCCAGGACAGCGACGAGGAGUACAGCCUGGAUGCGAUGAAGGCGCGGAGAUUUACCAUGGACUGA